AACAAUGUCCGCCACCAUAUGCGAGAACCAACCACACGUGCUGGUAUUUCCAUACCCAGCACAAGGCCACUCUCUUGCACUCCUUGAUCUCGCCCACCAACUUUCUCUCCGCCGCAUAGCCUUAACCAUCUUAGUCACCCCCAAGAACCUCCCAGCUCUCGAUCCACUUCUCAUCGUCCACCCGACCAUCGAAACCUUGGUCCUUCCCCUUCCUCCCCACCCGAAACUACCUCCCGGAGUAGAGAACAUCAGGGAAACAGGAGUACGAGGAAACAUCGCCAUGAUCAACGCUUUAUCCAAGCUCCACGAUCCCAUUGUACAGUGGUUCAACUCCCACGCUAACCCUCCUGUAGCUAUUAUCUCCGAUUUCUUCCUCGGCUGGACUCAGAAACUGGCGGCUCGAAUUCGUAUUCCGAGGAUCUGUUUCUUCUCCAACAGCGUUGGUAGUUUCUCAGUAACUGACUAUUGCUGGAGUAAUUUAAACGCAGUUCGUUCUUCACCGGUUGUCCACUUUCAUGAGCUUCCGAAAUCACCUUCUUUCAAGCAGGAGCAUAUGCCGUCUGUGAUCCGUUUCUUCGAUGAAUCCGAUCCGGAGAAGCAGAUGAUUAGAGAUGGUUCCAUUGCAAUUCGUUCAAGUUGGGGUUUGGUUUUCAACAGCUUCGACGCUUUGGAAGGUGACUUCUUAGACCAUUUGAGAGAGAAAAUGGGACACCACCGCAUCUACGGUGUUGGCCCGUUGAACCUGUUUACUCUACCGGAAAGUUUGGAACGAGGCAAACCGGAUAAGGAUUUCCAUGGCUGCGAACGUGAUGUUUUAGGCUGGCUCGAAGGGUGUGCUGAUGAAUCUGUGCUGUACGUUUGCUUCGGGAGUCAGAAAUUGUUAAAGAGAAAACAAAUGGAGGGUUUGGCUUCGGCGCUGGAGCGUAGCAAGACUCGGUUUAUAUGGGUCGUGAAAACUAGUACGGAGAGAGAAAUGGAAGAAGGGUACGGCGUCGUUCCGGAUGGGUUCGAAGAAAGAAUCCAAGGGAGAGGACUGGUGGUGAGGACAUGGGUUCCGCAGUUGAUGAUACUGAAUCACCGAGCGGUUUGGGGGUUUCUGAGUUACUCGGGUUGGAACUCGUUAAUGGAAGGGAUAUCAGCGGGAGUGAUGCUGUUCACUUGGCCAAUGGAGGCUGAUCAUUAUAUGAAUGCUAAACUUCUGGUGGAUGAAAUGGGAGUGGCGGUGAAGGUUUGCGAAGGCGAUGAUGGAGUUCCUGACUCGGCCGAGUUGGGAAAGGUGAUUGAUGAGUCAAUGAAUAAUGUGAACGGUCCACAAAGAGUGAAAGUGAAAGAGGUAAGGGACAAGGCUGUUCAAGCGGUAAGUGUCGAUGGAACCUCAUCCAAGAAUCUGGACGAGCUUGUCAAAGAAUUGCGCCUACUUUGUGUGUAACGUGGAUGGGCCAAAAAGAGUGAAGUGAAAGAGCAGAGGGACAGCCUUUUGGAGCAUUAGUGCUGCUGGAUGAGCUUGUCAAAAAAUUAAGACAACUUUAAAUUAUAGUCUAAAUUGUCUCUUUCUGCAUUUUUUCCAUGCAAAAAGCAAGAGCCUCUUGUUGAAACUCAUAGUUAACAAAAAGAGUUGAAGAAUAUUGACGAAAUAAUUCACUGUAUUCUCUCGUGUGUUUUCCAUAGUUGUUCAACACAUAUAUGUACAAGGCUAUUAGAUAAUACAUGUGAUAAAUACCAGAAGGUUAUAUAUUGUCUCCUAAUCCCUUGAGCCUUAGCUUU
Ziziphus jujuba (common jujube) is the source of this 1764-nucleotide messenger RNA. RefSeq names its product UDP-glycosyltransferase 89A2. NCBI's taxonomy places the organism in Eukaryota, Viridiplantae, Streptophyta, Magnoliopsida, Rosales, Rhamnaceae. Bases 5 to 1429 code for a protein of 474 amino acids. The transcript has a single exon. Gene Ontology annotation, molecular function: UDP-glycosyltransferase activity. The record is from RefSeq and is a predicted model, not a curated record.